AUGUAUAGGCUUCCCAAUCUUGCGAGGGUCGCCCGUGUCAAUUCAUCCAGACCUUUCUUUUUAGCCCAAAGACUACGUCGAUUUAACUCAACCAAAGUUUCUCCCGAUGAGCAUACUGAGGAGGCCCCAGAAAACAUCGAUGUACCAUGGUAUCUUAGACAAGACGUCUCAUCUCCUUUGCUUGAAAAAGAGGAAGUCAAGCUCCCGUCUAUUCCUGAUUAUGCGCCCGCAGAGGUUCGCAAGUUUUGUGAUCUCAUGGCCAAUUCUUACGGUAUGAGCGAUAUUCUACUUUUCGAUAUGACAGAGCUAGACGAGUCUCACGAUUAUAGAGCCAACAACAAGAACACGGACUUUAUUAUCAUCUGCUCUGGUAAGUCCGAGAAACAUAACUUUAAAGCAGCUGGGGAGUUUCGCUACUACCUCAAGCACGAACAUGACUACGUGCCUCAUAUGGAGGGAAUGACAAAUGGAGCCUUGUCUCCAGUGAUGCGUAGACGUCUCCUUAGGAGGGCCUCCAGAGGGCCACCAGCGACCCAUAAUGAUUACGGCAUGUCAGCAAACUCAUGGAUUUUUUGUCAGCACGAAAACAUCGAUGUACAUAUAUUGACUAAGGAGAGGAGAGAGGAGUUGAACCUUGAGUCCAUGUGGUGCAAGCCUGAAGAUGCAGACAAGUACAUCUCAAAGGAUACCUCACCAGAUUUCUCUGACCACAUCUUCAGCGGUAUCAGGCGCUUUCAUACAUCAUCUAGAGCCUAUUCAAGCUCGGGCGCCUUGCAGUCCCAAAUCGAUAAUCUCACGAGCCUCAGCAGCGACUCUACGGAUGCUGAGAUAAAGAAACAUAUCGACGAGUUCGAGGCCGAAUUCAACAGCCCCACCGCUUAUGAUCACAAUUUGAGAUUUAAACUCUACAAGACCGUUCAUUUUGCUCGUCCCAGUCUCGUCGCAUUUGAGCAUGUGGAGAAGGUUCUUUUGGAGAAAUAUGCGUCGCUUGAAAUAGCCCUCGACUCCACACUUGACUUGGCGAAGGAGAAGUCUCAAGAUGUCACGGAGUAUGUCAAACUUUUAAUUGAUUCUCCCGAGUGGAACAAAAAACCGUUCGAGAAGAUACAUGCCGACCACAAGUUCCAAAAGCUCUCAUCUUUCAUUCGGAUGCUUUACUGCUUUUCGAAUGAUACAUUUGCCAUGACAUCUAACCCCGAUUUCCUUCCACUCGUGUGGCGUCUUUCGUGCCAUGAGAUCCUGCAACCCGUCACUUCAAAACAGGUGGAUGAAGUCAUCGAAGAAGGUGUGGUACAGGUUGGUGAACCUGGCAAGAAGCUAGAAAUGGCAACAUAUGACGCAGAUGCUGUGUUGGAGCUCAUCACUUACCAUUACGAUGGCACUGGGGAAAAGGUAUCUCCUGAAUUUGAAGAACUACUUUUGUUCACCUACGGCAACGCAGGCAAAUGGGAUCGGUUCUGGAGCUUUUGGAACGAGACCUGUUUUCUCAGACUGGCUUCAAAGGAGGAAGUGCUCAAAUCCUGGCUCAGACUCGUCAUCUUCUUGAGUCUCACAAACAACAAAACCCAAAUAUUGCAUCUCUUCAACCAUCACUGGGACAUCGGUGGUGGUGUCGGAGGCACGGUGGUCACAGCACUACGAGAGAAUGGUGGAGCUUUCAGCUCUGAGAAAGACUCGCAAGCUUUUAAAGCUGCAGUCGAAUCAAUGCUCCAGACCCUCGGCACCGAAAAGUUCGAAGGUGUGCAGAAAUUCAUUGCUCUGAUUUGA
This is a messenger RNA of Candidozyma duobushaemuli, 1767 nucleotides long. RefSeq lists its product as uncharacterized. The transcript has a single exon. NCBI's taxonomy places the organism in Eukaryota, Fungi, Ascomycota, Pichiomycetes, Serinales, Metschnikowiaceae. The record is from RefSeq and is a predicted model, not a curated record. Gene Ontology annotation, biological process: mRNA stabilization; mitochondrial proton-transporting ATP synthase complex assembly; mitochondrial gene expression. Gene Ontology annotation, cellular component: mitochondrion. Bases 1 to 1767 code for a protein of 588 amino acids.